Protomyces lactucae-debilis is the source of this 1665-nucleotide messenger RNA. Its product is annotated as domain found in IF2B/IF5-domain-containing protein. Gene Ontology annotation, cellular component: cytosol. The coding region runs from base 255 to 1430 and encodes 391 amino acids. Gene Ontology annotation, biological process: translational initiation; formation of translation preinitiation complex; formation of cytoplasmic translation initiation complex. NCBI's taxonomy places the organism in Eukaryota, Fungi, Ascomycota, Taphrinomycetes, Taphrinales, Protomycetaceae. The transcript has a single exon. Gene Ontology annotation, molecular function: GDP-dissociation inhibitor activity; eukaryotic initiation factor eIF2 binding; translation initiation factor activity. The record is from RefSeq and is a predicted model, not a curated record.
CUACUACUUCUACUACACCACUCUCCAUCUGAUGCCGCACGUGAAUCCUCAUAGAAAAGACUUCACGGAGCACAGGCCGACAAAGCUCCAACUAACCAUCCCCUCUGUGCAGUACUCGCUCAAUCUGCAUCCCGACGCGCACCAUCAACGACAGGAGGACUGUAUGCUCUUGUGCCAUCCAAACAGAGGAGUUCAUCACGCCCACAAUCAAGCCUAUAUAGCCUGUUCUUGAAACCAACCCUGCCAUCUCCAUCAUGUCUGGCAUGAUCAACAUUCGCCGCGAUGUCCAGGACUCCUUCUAUCGCUACAAGAUGCCCAAAAUUCAGUCCAAGAUUGAAGGCAAAGGCAAUGGCAUCAAGACUGUCGUCCCAAACAUGUCCGAUAUCGCCAAAGCGCUUGCGCGGCCUCCCUUGUACACCACAAAGUACUUUGGGUUUGAGCUCGGUGCUCAAGUCAUCUGUAACGCAGAGGUAGAUCGUUACAUCGUCAAUGGCGCACACGAUGCCGGUAAGCUGCAAGACACAUUGGAUGGAUUCAUCGAUAAGUUUGUCCUGUGCCGUGCUUGCAAGAACCCGGAAACGGAGCUCGUUAUUUCCAAGACGGGAGACAUCAAUCGGGAUUGCAAAGCGUGUGGCAAGAUCACACCGGUGGACUUGCGUCACAAACUCGCCAAUGUCAUUAUGAAGAAUCCACCGGAGAAGAAGAAGAAGAGCAAGAAGGGCAAGAAGGAGAAGGAUGCAUCGGACGAAGGUGAAGCGGAGGAAGAAAUGCUUGCCGCUGACAGUGAUGAUGAGCUGACACGGUCUAUCCAGAUGGCUGCUGCUUCCUUGCCAACCAACAAUGCCGAUGUCAAGGAUGAAGAGUGGACGGUCGAUACUUCCGACGCUGCCGUCAAGGCUCGUGUCGCAGAUUUAGCUGGUGUGGAGAAGCUGACACUUGACGAUGAUGACGAGGAAGAAGCUGGUGAGACCAGCUACGAUGUCCUUGGCAGCUGGAUCGAAGAGGAAAAGACGCCCUCUGACGUUGACAUCUUCAAGAAGGCCCAAGAGCUUGGCAUUGAGGCUAAACAUCGCACUCUUGCAGUCAUCGUUCAAUGCGUCUUUGACGAGAACAUUCUCAAGCAAAUUCCAAAGUACGCCGCUCUCUUGACAAAGAUGAACACCUCUGAGAAGCACGAAAAGGCCCUCCUUGGAGGUAUCGAGCGUGUCAUUGGCAAGCAGAACCCAGACUUGCUGUCGGGCACAAGCAAAAUUCUCAUGACGCUGUAUGAGAAUGACCUUGUGUCUGAAGAAGUCUUGACCAAGUGGGGUGCCAAGGCCAGCAAGAAGUACGUUGACCGUGAUACAAGCAAGAAGAUUCGCAAGGCUGCAGAGCCAUUCCUCAAGUGGCUGGAAGAGGCCGAGGACGAGUCUGAGGAAGAGAGCGAGUAGUCCUCCAGCCUUUUGCGUUGUUCACAAGUACACAUCAUCAUCUCCUCUCUGUAUCUGCUUAAGCCUCUCCUAUAGAUGCAUCGGUUGAUGUUGCCGAAUUCGCAGCGUGAGAUGAUGACAGAUCCCCAUGACGGCAUUGCCGAUUCAUACGUAUACUUAAACCUGCACUUCUAGUCUACAACCAAAUACCAUUAGAAGUAAUCGUAUUACAAGAUGAGCUCCUCCACUAAGCGUG